AGUCUUACUUCACUUUUUCCUCUCUGCGUACCGUUCAGCCAGCACAACUUCGAACAAGAGUAACAGCGAGGUAUGCGACUAAUGGUAAUGGAGACCACGACAUAAGUAGAAGUAGUCUGUGAAUGCAGAAAUAUCGAUUUCGAUAGUGCUUAAUCACGUGUAGCGCAAUAAGGUAGCUGUAGAGCCUUAGAGGCUGCAUGUUGGCGUUCAACAUGAUGACGCACUAGCGGCAAGUAGCUGAGAGCUUCUCCAGGUCCAGAGCGACCAGAAAAUAAUGAGUAAAAGCCAGAAGAUUCCGACGUUUGGUCGGAAGACGACCACCACACCGUACGAAGAUGACGCGAAUGCCGCAGGAGCUUCUUCAAGUGGCAACGCAACUAGACCAGGGAAUAAAAAUGCGCAGAACAAAAUCGUCGAAGAGCGUCUGGCUGCAUUGAAAGAUCUGUGGAAUCGCCAAACCAGGAAGAGCUGGACGGGCUUGGCGAAGGGAGUUCUGCGUUACCGAUUUGAAGACAACGUCAACGGCAAGACCACGGCAGGCGUACCCGAGGUUCUCAUCCUGCAAGGGCAACGGAAAAUCAACGUCGGCGAGUCGCUGGCCGUUGAAGAAGCAUUGCAUCUCGCCGAGCGCGACAAUCUAGCUGUUUUUGAAGUCAAAAGAGACGACGAGCAACAUCAAGACAAAGCCUAUGCCCUGCAUCGUGUCAGCCUGCAGAAACUUUACAGUCUCGUGUGCGCGUCGAUUGGCCUCGAUUCUUACGUGGUCUAUGGAAGACUAAGGCGUGCCGGCUACAUUAUCUCGAGCAGUCCGAAUCAGGGAAAUGCUAAAGCUGCGUCCAAGGAGCUGCAUGCAGCUGGCGAGAAAAAGUCGCGAGCCUCCACCGGGUCUUCAGAAGUUGUACAAAGCAAGAAAAUGGGCCAGGCAGGCUCAGGCGCUAUCCUUGAAGCAGAGAAGAAGGCAGGGCCUUGCUCUAGAGACGAGCGCGGUGACACUGCCACGGCAGCGGAGAGUAAGCGCGCCAACCCCGAGGCUGGGGGGAAGAAAGCUAAGGCACCGGAUCAGGGCAUCGGGGUAGAAGAGGCUUUCGUAACUUUGCUUUCAACCUCUCUUGCGGAACGGGCCAAACGAGAACUCGAAGGCAUAAACAAGCUGAAGCAGGAGAACGGAGCAGAUAUCAACACAAAGACUGCAAGAACAAGUCUGAGCGAACAAAAUGAGCAUAAUGUUAAUCCCAGGAAUCCGGCGCCGGCGCCGCAGUUCCCGUUGUAUUUUGUGCCAGAGCCCAUUGUACUCACUGAUGCGAUUCCAGAGAUUCCACCCGAAUUUGUGGAUCGCCGAGAGGACUCCGCGCCGCUACCCAGUGCGCACUCACCGUCAGCUUCCAGUCGAAAGCGAAUUCGCGAAGAGCACGAGACUCAUGAUGUUGUGCAGCAGAAAGACCAUUACUUUUCUGCCCGACCCGUAGCGGGAAAGCCAAAACAUUGGACAGUUUCCCAAGCAAACCAAGGAAAAAAACGACUUUCCGAAUCGCGCAGGCCCUUGGUGAUUCGGGACGGGCAUGCGGCCUUUGAUAUAGAGCUGUCUGGCAGCGACAACCCAACGUAUGUAGCCCUUUCAAACAACGGCGAAGUAAACUGUCUAGAAGCGCUCCCGGUUGAUUUUGGGAUAUAGGAAAUGAAGAUAAACGCCAACAACUGCUGCAGGCAGUGCGUGCCUUUUAACUAUUUUUUAUUUUUGAUGAGGCAUCUAUCAGUAGCAGUAUAGCGAAGAGUAAGCGACAAAGGAACCAUGAAAAGAAACAAGAAG
This is a messenger RNA of Amoebophrya sp. A120, 1807 nucleotides long. The record is from the annotation of a GenBank genome assembly. NCBI's taxonomy places the organism in Eukaryota, Dinophyceae, Syndiniales, Amoebophryaceae.